Molecule: messenger RNA, 32191 nt
Organism: Pocillopora meandrina
Lineage: Eukaryota; Metazoa; Cnidaria; Anthozoa; Scleractinia; Pocilloporidae
Source: the annotation of a GenBank genome assembly
AUGAAGUUCAAACGUUUAAAAUCCUUUUUCUCUCGACCCCUAUGCUUUGGUAGACGACGCAAGAAAGAAGAGAUUGAGGUAAGUCGAAACUUUUCCAUUUAUUGUGUUUUUUACCCGCAUUCACCUGACUUUUGAAAGCUAGCUGUUCUUUUUCCUUCGUACGGAGCGAUCGUGUUAUAGCGUUCGCUAUUGAAACGAAAUUGAACAAUUUCACAUAAUCCACUCUGAUACAGUCUAAAGGUUUGAAAUGGUAACGAUGAACAUAAGAUUAUCUACACCACUCUAUUUAAACGGUCAUCGAUUAAGGGUAUCAACAAUAUUUCUUCCAUCCUUACCGUGGCUAGCACUCCGUGUACCGUAUGUCUUUUAGUAAUAAUCUGUUGGUUGUUAAUUGACGAACCCAAGCAGAUUUCAAUUCAAUUAUCAGGCGCUCAGGUCUUGCUAUAUUUCAUUCGCUCCGGGCUUUAAAUUUUUCUUACAUGACAAUUCUACAUGACAAUCUCGCUCGCGUAUUUAACACUGAUGAUAUUUCAAUAUUUUUAGUUUUCUAAAAUGUUAUGAACGGUCCGUGUUUCAAAUCCGAUAGAUAAAUCAAGACUUUAUUUUCAAUUAAAAAGAUGCAUUAAUCGUUGGAUAUUUGUGAAUAUCAAAUUGAGAGUUGCUUAGCGUUUAGUCGCAUCUCUUGUGUUUGAUACGCCUUUCCCACGGGUCGUUUAGCCAAUAACACUGACAGCAACAACUAAAUGCCGCAAAUAUGGAAAACGAAAGCAACAACAGCUGGUUUAAAAUCUGUUUUCCAUAUACCACACCGAACGUUAAUUUCUACAAAGGUGCAAGCAGUGUGGCGCUUUCUGUUCGGGGAUGGUCGAAACGCGCUUAAAUCUCGCAUCACACGAAAUACAUAAAACUAGUUGUGCCAUUGAACGCAAGUAAUUGAAUUAUUUGCCGAAGUUGCUACCUUUGUACUGCUGUGACGGCACUGUGGUAAAAUCCCGUAACACUAUUUCGUUUGUGUAAUUUUGCCUUUGUUAUAGAUGUACUUUCCGCUCAGAGUGCAAAUGCGCGGCAUGGUCCUUCGAUGUAGUUGUCUUCUAUAACAAUUCUAUUUUAAAAUCUCAGUUGUGUUCUCCUCAUUUUGGUGCGAGAAGUUUCCUCAACUUGCUAUAACGGAGAAAAUUAGGAAAGUAUUCCGCCAAGUUAGUUACUGUAACUUCAAAUGAAAACAUCGCUCAUCCAACUUGAAAACUUGAGGAAAAAAAAUUGUAAUGCGAACAGAAAACAUAUCUUUCGUCUUCUUUUUUUCUCUAGACGGCUAUCAUUCCAUUUCCUCAUCAACGAAUAAAUAUUAUUCAUCGCAAACUCUCAACAAGAAAGCAAUAAACGGGAAAAGACUUGUUUUAAACCAACCAGAUUGCACACAAUUGUUUCUACCAAAGGAAGUUUUCCAGCCUCCAAAGUUUAAUUUACGUAUAUCUCCAAACAAUGAGAGUUCCUGUUAAAAUUUCAGUAACAUCCUUAACGCAUCUAAUCGAACAUUUAGUGCAGCAUCAGGAGUUUUUAUCGAAGGAAGAUAAUUGUUAGCUAAAUGUUUAUUUCCGCGCGUUUGAAUUAAUUCUGUUGGUGCCGAAAUCCGAUGAAAGGCAGUACUCGUUUUGAUGUUAUACUAUAUUCAGCUAAUUGAUGUGUCUAUUUUUGAAAACAUGGUAAAACCGCAUACCCAUCAGCAAGAAAGAGGGUAACAUUUUGUCAUGCUUUUAUCUAACGAUUUAUGAAAGGAAUACAUACAAAAAAUAAUCAAUUGAGGGAAUCGCAUCGCCAAACUGCCAAAAAUCGGUUUGCUAUCUAAGAGGACCUAGGCUCUAACUCUUUCAAACAAGGUAACCAGGCUUUGAAGACAACUGAUCAAUAUGCUUGUGGUACGCAGCCACUACAUUCACGAAUAGACUUCUCCCCCUUUCCAAGCCUCGCUUUCAUGGUGCAGACUGAUAAAUUUUAAUAAGAAAGUACUUCCAUAAAAACUGAAAUAAAAAAAAAACGCAAAUGAAAUCAAUAAGAAGGUGGCAAAGAUUUAUAUUUGACGUCAUCUUACAUAAGAGCUAUUGUCGUAUUCGUUUGCUUAUUUAUUUACCCAUUAUGUUUCCCGGAUGCAUUUCGAGGAAUUAUCAAUUCACUCCCUUAUUCUGUAACUAAUACCAUUCUUAUUAUUACUAUCAUCAUCAGUCUAUAUCACAAGUUACAAGUUACUAUUUGCAAUUUCAUUUUCAAUUUAGUUUUACGUAGAGGAAAUUUGCCUGAACGUGUGUGCAUUUUGUGAUUCAUGGGCAUGGGCACUGUUUUGAAAAUGUUCUUAACUGCACGAGCCGUUACGAGUGCAAAUCGCAAACCCCUCAGAACCUGAUGGGUGAUCAUAAAUUACACAUUCACGAGCAGUUCAUGCGAUUUUCUGUUCACAAAAUUUUCAGAUAAAUCACUUUUGUACAUUCUCUGUCACAUUGCUUGAAACACUGAUUGCAUGUGCGUUAUAAAAUAACUGAUAUCACGAGCUCCCCGAUUGGUCAAAAACCUAUCGCUCGUUGCACUGUAUUUUCCAUUGAGUGAUUAAUUCCGUUUUGGUUUUCCACACUCAAUUGAAAACCGAUCUACCGCUUAUGGCUAUCCCAUGUUUGCUUGUCGAUAGUUCUGUCGCUUUUGUUUGCCAGUUGCAAUUUUCAAAACACUGUUCGUCUAUAACAAAAGCACUAUUCGGAAAAAUAAUUAAUUUUUUUAUUCCACGACUACUAGUUUUGAUCUGUUACAAUCAGUAAAAACACGAUACCCGUAAUCAAAUAAACUAUCUGUUCCAAAAUUUUCGAAUUUUCCUUUUCCCUCCAUUUUUUCUAUAUAGGUUCCUGAGAUUGUUUUACCUUAGUUGUAUUUCUUUGAAGCUCUUUGCGAAAAGUUGGUGCGCUUCGGCCAAAAUUGAUCCCCUUAGACAUCUCCUACGUUUAACUGCUGAGCGCUUAUUGGCGCCCGUCCCUCUCCUAGUUUUCUUCUGCUCUUUCGCCCCAUGCCCUCGCGCAACUCCCUCAUGGCUCACACUUCAAUUUUUCCGGAUUAAAGGUAACAAAAGCGACUUGUGCUCAGGUUCUCUGGGUGAUGGCUCAGGGAUCGGACUUUACCGCUAAACGAUUAUUAAACAGGCCUUAAAAUAGAGGCACUCUAUAUAGCUAUAUCUGAAUCAAUAAGCUAUUAUGACGUGUUACUUUAAUUACAUUAAAAGCGCACGUGUUGUAUGUUUUUAGUAUCCUGCUGAUUCCGUUAUCCAAAACCUUAUGACAAGAUAGAUAGUAUUGAAUUCGGAUCUACGCACGCUGGGCAAGUUACAGGUCACCCCGCGAUGACGAUCAACAGACCUUGCUGCACGCAAAGUACAGAACAGCACUCAUCCGUAAAAAUGCAAUCAUCACAGAUAAUACUUUUAAAUCUGAUUGAUUUAAGACAAAAAUAAAUAUUGAUCUGUUGAAAUACUAAGCCUUUCUUAGCAGCAAUUUAAUUCUUUUCGAAUUUCUUCACGAAACGCACAUGAACUUCAUAUCUUCAGGAAUUACGUGGUAUGCUAUCCGGUGGCCAAUUCCAUACGGAAGAGCUAAUGUGACGUCAUGAAUAACAUCAUGUUUAUGAUGUUCAAAACAAAACAAGGAAGUCGCUAUUAUGUCAUGCGCAUGUCCACAAAUGUUUGCCUUUCGAGUAGAAAAUUCUGAAAGGAAGUGUGACCGUGGUAAAUUUGCUGAUGUAAAACAUGUCUCGCCACUGGUUCAUGCUAUGGUAACUAUGAUCUAAGCAUCGAAUGGCUGUUAUGUAGAACUGGUGAGUCAUUGUCUACUUAAUUAGUGAGAAAGUCAUCCACAUUUACGUUUCUUGAACGAAAAUUUGCAUAACGGUUCGACAAUUUUCCUCAGUUGACAUAUUCGUUACAUUCACGUCCACAACUGAUUCAAGAAACGCAUAACCGCGUUUGGUGCAAGCGCAUGAAAUGCCUAGUUAUUAUUCUUCUUCUUAUGCAGUUCUUAGUACGUUACGGUUCUUCUUUCGCAAUCUUACAUGCAAGUUGAUCGAACGAGAAAGGACAGGAAAUGAAGUAAAUCAACCGAAACGCAUCGAGCUCAAAGUUUAUUAGAUUGAGUUCAUCUUAAAAUGUUAUCCACAUUGGCGUGGAAGACUGCAGUAAUUGAUUAUCUUAACCAAGUUAGGACGAUUCGGUAAAUGCUAAAAUAAUUCGUUGUAAACGGACAAUUUCACCCAUUUUUGCCAGCAGUCAAAUUUCCGGGGCUGAUGAAAACUGUUAUCACCUGGGUGCACCACAAUCGUCAAUUUUUGAUGAUGGAUGUCACUAUUGAAGGAAAUUCUACAUUUGUUCGGUUUUUCAAAGCACUGCUGCUGAUAUUUAAAAAAUAUGUCUGUCAAUUAUUCCUUAAUCAUCGCAUUCAGUUCAGGCGAUGUGACACACACAUUUUUCCUGUCUGGCAAACAAUGCACCUAAAGAUUUGCCUUCGUGGGUUGAUAGUUUUCAGUUUCUGUCGGUUUGUUUGUAAGUGUAUCUCACUGUCAAUUUAGAUAAGUCGGUAAACUGAUGGUUUUACGAAUUUACAUCAAGCUACGGUUUUUAAAAUUAUCCUAAACUGACCACGUGCUAUCCAAGAAUCAUUAUUUUGUAGAGUUUAGUGAGUGUUUCGUCAUCUCAAUGUCAUUGUCAGUCUUAAGGGUAAUUUGAGUACACUUCUAAUAUUGUUUGGUCUACGUUUGACCGAGUACUCGUUGCAAUAACACAAAAUGAUAACUAUCUAGUACAUCGCGAGGGUUAAAGUAGGAGUCUUGUAGCAAAGAGCAGUGACAGUUCUAUUCAGGUUUUGUACGUUUAUUCCAACAGCAUUAUACACUUUCGUGAUAUUUGCUUAAUGAGUUUCUUUUUCGAGAACGUCUGAAAUCAUGUGGUGGGGCCAAUAUCGUUUCUGGCUCGCUGAUCUUGAAAGGAAGCUGUCGCAGACGACAAACCAGAAAUGCGAGCCUUCCAGUAUCUGUGGUAAAUAAGUACACAGAUUGCUGAUGUAGCCCAAGAGGUUUACAUUCUAAAACAAAUGCAACCGGCUGAGAGAGCACAUUGAUUUAUGUCACUUUCGAGUCUUUUUAAAUGGAACAGAAACUCAAUAAUACCCAUGUUCCUGCUUCUUUUAAUUUUGGCGUGCAGUCGGGAUGAAUAAAUUUUCGUAUCCGCCCUACCACGAGACUUGACCUAGGUGGUCAUUUAAGUGCGUAAUUCCUUUUCAUUAAAAUUACAAAUUAAGUUUACAUCCAACCUACCGCUCCAAUUCCUUCACCUCUUUUUUUAAAAUUAUCUUUCCCAAUAUUUCCUCGUUGUUCUUAUUGUUCUUAAAAUUACCGUCAAAAGACGACCUCAGCACUGAUCGAUCAUCUCUAACGAGAUCCUCUGUAAAAUGACUAAUAAACUGCAAUCUUGCAUGCUCGGAUAGAUUUCGGCGGGGCAGCAUUUAGGGCACAGAUUGGAAUUUAAAACAACAGUCUCUUCACCAUAAAAAAGAUCGGAAGAGGUCAAGAAACAUUGGAGUGGGGUCAAAACAAUACGUGAGUUCUUGCCUAAAUAAUAACUCCCACUGCAAGGCGUGAUCGGAAUUGUCUCGUUUUAAAUCAUUCAACAAAACUUAAAUAGUGCCUAAAACAAAAUAGCUUUUUGAUUCUUCUGAAACAAAACCUGCUGACAUUACUACAGAAACUCGCGGAACAUUUUUAUGUAAAAUUUAAAAACUGUAAUUAUUUGUCUCAACGGAAGUGGUAGGCAUCCUGUUUAGUUUUAAGGUCUUUCUCUUGUACGGUAAGUGGCUUUGUUUUACAAUAACUUAAGAGAUUUUAGGGAGUCCCUUCUUUAUCCGUUGGGAUAAAGCCAUUGUCUACGAUAAAAAUUGUGGAGCUGCGUCGGUGGGAGAGUAUGACAGGGUAAUUUAAUGUUUAAAACUGAGUUGAAAACGUAAAUUGGCCAACGUAAAGAGUUUAAAAAGUUGACGUUUCGAGCGUUAGUCCUUCGUCAGAGCGAUAGAUAUGAGAGUACAGACCGUGAUGAUUGCGCAAUGCCACUCGUUUCAGUCAAUUGAUGAAGUCAAUUCAUAUUUGAACUAAUUACGCAUUUUUGUGUCGUAAAGUAUAGCUUGGUCACUAGCCCUUAGCUGACAUGCCAAUGAAAGCCAUUUGACGUUGCGGUUAAAUUGCUCAAGCUUGCUACCAAAAAGUGCAUAGGUAUAUAACUUAGUUUUCAAUUUCGUCGCGGUAGCAAUCAAUUUUUUUAAGUCCCUUUAAAAUUAUCUUAGCUUUGCUCUGUGUUUGAUUAACAUUCUUCCCGGCGAUUUUUUUUUCCGCCGAAAAAUUUGAGAGUACAGUUUUAUAGGGGACAAAUUCUGACCCAGUUACGAAAGGAAUUCUUACUUGAGAAUAGGAGAAACCGCGUUCUGAGUCCUAAGUGAGGAUUCUUAUACCCGUUAGUACAGAUUUUGUGGUCCGACGCUCUGUGAAACUCGUUAGUGAGCUUAGCCAUGCCGGUACUGGGUUCAUCUACGACCAGCAACCUGCAAAAUGCUCCAAUCACCAAUGUCAAAACCGCUUAGUUGGGAGAUAUAUUAGCGCAGGUUAACUCUCGACGACUGAUGUCGGCGACUUAAGGAUCAAGGCUACUUAACUUUGAAACUAUAACCUGGCCUUUUGAGGGGUCUAAAUUGUCUUUACCACCUUUAACUGCCUCAGUGACCUACGCACUGGCGCCGUGGUUUAUUCCGAAAAAUAUUACGCUCACUUGAAGACUAGGUAUAAAAGUUUUUUCUUUCGCCUCAAUGACACGUUUUCUCACUUUGCACUAAUUGGCGUGGCUAUGUGAGUACACUAACAGCUUUACUUUUUAUUUCUCCGCAAUGCUGAUGAAUAGUGCUGAUAAAAAUGGUUAGGCUUUUAAUUUGUAAACUGAUGUAGUCAUGUCAGCCUCAUCGUGGUAGUUAAUCAAGAAGAAAUACACCUGGACCUUUGAGCAGACGAUCGCUGACUCGCUGAACUAGUUCGGAAGUUUAACUUGCUGAGACCGUUUCUCUGACUGAAAAGGAGAUACAAGCAAAAUGUUUUCGUUCAUGUGGGUCGAGGGCGUCAAGCGAAAAGAGAUUGGAGCGAGAUAAGUUCUGUCCCACCCCUCGACCCUGUCCCUUCUCGUUCCGACGUCACCCGCUCUCCUGCUCUCUCGUUCAAGCGCAAAAAAGAGGCUUCAAACAUGUUUAUCUGAAAAAGUAUUUCUAUCUUAUAAAGAUUAAGUAUUAUCGCUGUUAUACUUUACAUCGUGAGUAAUGCGCCUUUUAAAAUUUGUUAGGAAUCUUUUAAACAAAUUAAGAUGUAUGAAGCAGCAAUGCUUGAUAUUUGAUCUAAUGAAAAAAAAAAAAAAAACGUUAUUGGUUAAAUGAAAGGUUGGACCCCUUUUGUCGCGGUGAGUGCAUGCAUGAAACAACAAGGUUCAUUUAUCGCUACAAAUUAUCAUUUAGAAGUAAACAAAAUUCCGGUGAUGAAUCGCGGCUGAGGGUGGUUGAUCUUCAUAAAACUACUACAAUUUGGUUCCUUGUUUGAACUUGAAGUCUGACAGAUCAGAUGUUGGCUUUCUAUGAAAUAAGGAAAGUUCAACCUUUUAAGUAAUUUAAGUUUGGCAAAACCUAAUGAAAGUGCCCAAAUCUGAUUGGAUCCCAAAGCGCAAUUGACAGGAUUGUAAUCAGACAGCUGGAAAAGAAUUGACGGGUUUCCUUUCGUGAAGAUGAAGUUAAAAGAACCCUGUCGGAACUGCAUUGGAAGAUCAUUUAUAAGAUAGCUUAGGAAUAUCUGUCUGAAGUUGUCGAUAAACUCUGAAAAACAACGAAACAAGAAAUCCCGAAAUAAAAACAAAAACAAAUUUCCAAUGGUUAUUAUCAGAAGUUUUUUGUAACCUAGUAAAGAAUUAAAAAUUAAGGAAGAUGAUUGAAAUAAAUAGCUGAUUUGAUGUCAUAAUGGCAACGAGAGUUUUAGUCUAAGAGCCAUUCUAACAAUUAAGGCUUAAGGGAGAGAUUUAUAAUCCCUUGGUUUUAGUGAGCCACGUGGCUCGUGUCUGACAAGUCAAAUGAUAUUUAAUUGCUUUUUUCACAAGUACUCUUUCAUAUGCAAUAUUUUCAUUCUCUGAUUUUAAUUUGUAAUAUGACGUGGUUAUCAGUUGUUUUCUUGAGCAUAUUGGCUUUUUAAUGGAAGGCUGCGCCCCCUUUGAGCAAAAAACGUGACGCAGGAAUGAACUUUUUAGAGUGCCGUGUAGCAUGAGAAUAUCCCUGAAGUUUCUUUAAGCCGAUUGCUGAUGUUUUGUGUUAGUGGAAAGAAAUUCUUGUUCUUUAAGAUGACCAAAAGUUUCCUCGGAGAACUCAUUUUUGGGAUUCCAGUUCGGAUCACGCAGAAAACAUUUACAGGGAAAGAAAGGUAAAAAUUGGAACUUUUUCUAGCCUUUGAAAUACGAUAAACUCUAGCUGUACCGUAGUUCUCAAAAGAAUUGAAACUUAAACGAAGUCAGACAGAAAGCAUGUAUUUCCCCUGCACACUCCUUUGGUGUUUACGACCUUUUUUUUGUUUUGUUUUGUUUUGUUUUUUUUUUUUUCGUGGUUAAAACUUUUUUUUUCCUUCCUUUCUUUCUUUCUUUCUCGUGGGAAUCUUUUCCUGUAUGGAUUUGAAAUGAACCAUCAAGGACUUAAUGCAAAAUGCGAAAGAAUUGAGACCCGCAAGGUUCUAAUACAACUCAGUAAUUACAACUGCAGAACUAACGGAAAUACAUCUUUGUUUUAGGAAGGCACUAGUACUAUUUGUGAACAAAGAUAACGUGAGUGAGAACGUCGUCUAGACGAGUGAAGGAAUAAAGAAAAGUAAUUGGGUUCAGUUAAAAACUGAAAUUUUGACCAAUGAGAACUGACCCAAAAUAAGUGUCUUCUUCAUUUAUUUCAGCACUUUGCUGAUUCACGUCAGCCUGCUUAAGCAUUACAGAUAGUAGCAAUUACUGUUUUACUGUCUCAAAUAACGUUCUUCCUUUGAAACUCAGCUUCCCUUCCAACCAUAUGACCUAUCGAUCAGGAAUCUUCAUUUCGUCUAACUGAAGCCCUAUUUAAUCACACACCAUGCUUUUGAUGCUUGCCACCUGAUUAUUUCGAUCCUCUUUUGGCCACUUACGUAUUCAUGGUGAAUGCACCAUUAAUCCCCACAUGAUUAGAUUUCUGAAUUAAUCCCUCGUUUUUUUCAAGAUGAUUAGAGAUGCAUUAUGAGCUCGCCUGUAUGUUACCGUAAUCGUUAAUUACUAAGUUACUACCGAUGCCUUAAAAUUGAUAAUUUCUGUCCUAGACUUUUCAGAAAUAGUAACGUUCUAGAUUAUGUGUGGGCAAGAGAUGUUUAAGAGUUGUUUUUAGGAGAGUCAGUCUCAUGUUAUCUUUAAUCUCGAGGGUUUUAGUCUUCAGGUCGAAGAAUGUCUAAUCGAUUAAAUUCCACAAAUAGAAGUUAAUAGCAGAAGUCAUCUUCGAAAAGAUGUCGGUACUAAAUUAAAAGAAUGCGUCGUUUAUUCGCGGACUACAUAUCCCGGCGGUGCAUACCGUUAGCCAGAAAAAGAAAAUCGAUUACAUUUCAGCGAAAUGAUUUCAGCCUCUCCUCCCCCAUUUAUCAGAGCGUAGGUUUGUUCGCAACACCAGGGAAGUGGCCACGGGGGUGGAAAGUCUUGGAGUACCUAGGCGCAAAGGGCCGCAUGAACCUCAUACAUCAGUUCUGUGAAAAAGAUCCUACCAGAAGAAUCUUCACGUCAGAAAUCCCUUUCAAUUUAAUUUUCUGUCCACCAGAUUACGAGCCUGCUGAUACACAAGUUAGUGCAGCGUUGUAGGCCUCUCCACAUAACGCAAGAGGAAAUUUGUAACCGUGACCCCUUCUCCCUCUUUCAAAAAUUCCUAGGUACGCCCCUGGCGUGGCUACAACCACGUUAAACCUUGCUAAUCCUGAAAUUUUGAAUUCCUUUUUCAGUCUUUUCUUUGUCUAAGGUGAAAUCCCACAAGAAGUUAAUAUUGAUGCACGCUUUUAUAAAAGAUAAACAAGAGAUAAAUCAAAGUACCAAGUCAUCAUAACUUUCUAACCUUUGUAUAAGGCAAACCGCGUUUUAAAAAAUAGUUUCUGAUUUUUUUGUUUUCUUAGAAGCAAGUAGAAUUGAUAUCCAACUUGUGUGAGUGGAUUGAAGUGUCAACCCUACGGCCUCAAUUUUCCUUGUAAAAUCGUUACAAAAAGCAUUGUACUAUCUGAAAUGACCCACAGCUUGCCAAGUCGAUAUGUGUUGCUUUGUACAUCUGUUCAUGUCGCUCUGAAAGCCAGUCCUUUUAAAACACGGCCUGUUCCUCUCUCAGUUGUAUUCUUUGUCAGGUUGAUGCCCUGAAUGGUAUCCCAGGCAGCACCGCAGGCUCUUGCCUUGAAGUACAAGCAAUUAAAUUUCUAACACUCACUGCGGUGAAAAAAAUGUAUUUUUCGUGGUUUUUGAAAAACAGGGAAAAUAAGUUACGAAUUGAGUUGCUCUCUGCUCACAAUGUUUAAUCUUAUUUCUUUUAUUUCAAUUCAAAGCUGAGCUAUGGCGAGCUGGAAAAAGACUAAAAUUUUUAACAUAGGGAUCCGCCGAAAACUGACAUCAAAUUACGGAAACUGCAGUUGAAGUCAACUCGAUUCGUAAUGCGUUGUUUGCGAAAAACUUUUGCGCAACAAAUUCGUGUCCAAUCUGAUUUGUUGAACUUUCCCUGUUGGAUCGAUAAUCAAUGACUGAAGCAGGCACAAAACCUGAAUUUGAAUUUUCGACACCCUGUCGUGGGCGUCUUAAGAAAAUCAUAUACCUCGAGGGCAUUUUCCUUUUUCAUUUUCACGAUGUUAGUUUCAGAAUUAACCUCACAGGGGCACAAGUGCGAUAAUUAAAGACACCUCGUUCAGGCGCUUUUGUGUGCCAAAACCAAGCCUUUGCCUUCAGAUCAAGAUAACUGUUUAGUCUAAAAUCUUUGAAUGCUAUUCCAUUGAAGUUAAUUUACUUCCUGGAAUUUUUCUUUGAAACCGUUUUGAUCGUCACGAUUUGUAUCCCCUAGACAGCCCUCGAGCUAGAGCACGAUUAUAAUUUCCCCGUCAGAAGCCACAAAGUUAAUCUAUUUACACAAAGCUUUUGGGUGUUUGUUUGUCGAAGAAACAAAGUUUGCUCUCUACGGUUUAGAAUAUCUUCGAAAUUAAAGAUAUCCUGAAUGUAAGUCCUCGCUGGAAUUGUCGUUCCUUAGAUUUGAAAUUUCACAUUUAGCGUGUAUACUGGGCAAUAUGAGACCAAUGUUUUUUUUCGAGGAGGAUGCCUAAUUAUGAAAGUUUCGGUUUUCAUCUAGAUUUGUUAGUCAAGUAUAUCACUAACCGGUUCGGUGUAAAUGAUCGAACUGAAGUUUAUCAUUUUUCAAGGAUCAAAGUUUAAUGUGUACGGUUUUUAACGCGACUGCAGAUUGAUAAAUCUGUUAUCACUUUGUAACCGGAACAUGAAGCUGAAUCGUGCAUUCUCUCAAGUAACGUUGCAUGACAUCAACCCUGCUUUUGCUGAUCGCAACAACAAUAGUUUUCAUAUUUUGAUCGCAAAUGCAAAGAAAAUAACUUGGGUGGGAAACUGCUUUAUGUAUUGAAGAUAUUCAACUGUAAGCGUAUUAGUUCAUAGGAAAAAAACUCUAAAGGUGACAUCUGUUCUCCAAGGAACUUAUAUGCAAAUUAUAAAGGAUAGAAAGGCAUUUUAAUGUGAGCUGCUUCUUGGCAGCUGUUUGUACUCCUGGUCAAAGCCUUCACUCGCUUUACUAUGAUUUCGAUAUUAUUGGUUUAGAACUGUUCUAUUUCUUGUUUGGAAACACGCCGCGUAUGCUGCAAAUAAAGACUUGCGAUUUCAUUGAAAACUGUCAGUUUCAUUUAUCGUUAUUUGUGCAAAGAAAGAUUGAAACGUUGCCGUGUGAAGAGAAAUACGAAACGUUUUUUACGAUUUCAAUAGAUCCAUAUUUAUUAUUCUUUUUUCGUGGCUUUUCUCGUUUGGUACUCGACUUUUCCCUAUUCUAUUAUGCUCGUAACAAGAAAAGAAAGGAUAAAAAGCGGUUGAAUUAAAGUACUGAUACAUCCGAGAUUACUUUAAGUCCUUUCUCCGUAAACUGUUGAAUGUUUUCAUCGCAACAUUUUCCCUCAACUCAUCUCGUUUCAACGAUUUUCAAGAAUCGCAGAAUAAGUGAGUAACACACAUAUACAUUGCUCCUGUUUGGGUCAUUCGUGGCAAGACAAAAGCAAUUUAAAUUCAUUUUUAUUGCUAUGAAAAGCCCUCGCAGCUCGUCUGCCAAAUUCGUAUGAUCCAUCUUUGUCUUUCAAUUGUCAAAGGAAACAAAAUAUUCAAAUGAGUUUAUUUCUAUGCGAUCACACUUUUUCCUUUUCCCUCUCGAUGUUCAGGCAAUUUCAGAAUAGCUUUUGCACUACUCGCUUGUUUGCUGAAAUUCCUGCAAAAUUACAGAAAAGCUUUUCAGCUUACUUAUGAUCUGGUUUUAACGAGACUUUCAGUCCAAGCUGGUUAGAAGAGUUUAGCUUAGAGAUAAUAAGUCGCCUCAACUGGAAAUUUCUUAUUCGACGUCAAUCAUUCGUUGCAUGUGACGUCAUUCGGGCUAAAAGGCCAGUUUCUUCGACUGCUUGCAAAUUGGACUAGAUAUGUUUACACUCGAUCUAUGGAGUAACAACUGUUCCUUUAGGUGAAAUAUUUUGGUGUUUUUAUAUCUUCCAGUCUGUGAGUUUACUGUCGGACGCCUUGGCAAUCCACACGGCCAUGGCUGUGGCGAUAGCGAAUGGAGGACAACAGCGACCGCAACGUCCUCAAAGAUGUAGUACGGGAGCAGGACCAAAAUUCAAACUGAUCCACGAAGGAGACAUUCAAGUUUGUCGCCUAAACCAUAGCCGAACUUUAAUCAGCAAAGUGUUAAGUUCCAAAUUUCUAAGAAGAUGGGAAGCACAUCAUGUUUAUUUGGGAGACUUCCAAAUGUAUUCUGCCACGGUGAGUGAAAUAUAGCGGUAGGAGUUAAAAAGUUUUUUGCGAAUGAAAUAUUUAAUCCUAGGCAGCGACUUGCGCGGUUGUCUAAUCACUUGUCCGCCAUUUUCUUAUCUCAAUAUCGUUUCGAACGGUCCGAAGUGAUCAUCAAAUGGUUUGCUAUGCUAAGGAUUAUCGCAGAAGCGCUAGCAAAUUGAACAAGAAUGCUAGAUAUUGAAAUAUUUCGAUUCGCCUAUAAGGUUACCGAGCAGGCGAACGCGAGCUUGAACUAAGCCGAAAGAGCUGUCGCUUUGUCUCAAAAGAAAGCGAAGCGGCUUUAGUAGUACUGUCGUCGUAUUAACGUGGUGAUUUUUAUGGUAAAUUGUACAAGGAUUUGAAGAACAAGGAAAUAGAGCUGCUUCUUCGUGAUGUUGACUUUUUCCGUUCAGCUCUCCGAUUGUCGUCUUGAUUUGCCUUGCGAAAUACAGAACAGUUGUACUUCAUCCCAAUGAAUCAGAGAACAUAUUAAUUUCUUUUUUUCCCUUCGUUUGGAAAGAUUUUAGAUGGCCAUUGAGGGUCACUUCUCGAUCUACAUCAUCACAAAGAUAGAUUUCGAGUUAAUUUCGCUUUGCCUUGAGAAGCAGAUAUAACUUGUUCAUAGGAUCUGUGACCUCACCAAUACACAGAUGUCUGUGGCUACAAUGUGCUUCAAGUGGGCACCAUGGCAUUUUCAUUUUAUGAGUCUAGAUCUUUGUUGUUAAGUAUUAUGUCAUGGGAAUCAUUGUUUCCGAACACAGUGUACCUUAGGUGUACAUUUUGUCCGCGCAAAAACAAUCCUAAUUUAUCAGUAAGGGCUUUAUGGAUUCCUGUGUUUCUUGAAGGCAAAAGUUUGUUUGGGUUAAUCCAUUUCCUUUCAAAUGAGACUCAGUGCACACUAUGUUGUUUCAUUUGGUUCUAAACUAAUGUUUUGCGAAUUUUAAGUCGUAAAUUUUUCUGUGGAGUGAACGCUGAUGUCUUGAAACUGGACAAAUAGGUUCUAUGAUUGCAAGAUGAAGUUAAUGGCAUUUCAUUGACAUGAAAGGGAAAGAUUAUUGCAUGUUGCAGGUUAAAGAAAUCUUCAGUAAAAUACCUUUUCACAAUGGGAGAAUUACUUUGGUUUUCAAUUUCAAAAACAUACACAAAUACAAUGGAUUUGAUAAACAAAUUAUAUUUAUUUUUUCUAGUAGUAAUUUUAUAACCCUCUUCCACACAGCUUAUAGAAAUCCAUAGACCAGAGACAAGGAAAGUGAACUUUUUAGUCAAACUAGAAACAAUAAAUUUUGAGUCACUGUGCUUGAUGUGACUCGGGUUCUUUUGUCAAUUACAUGUCACCAUUAUUUUUGACUCAAAUUUGUUAGAGGUUUUGCUUUAAGUAGCUUCCUCAUCAUUUUUAGUCUUCUAAUCUAGAAUUUAUUGGUUAUUCUUGCAGCGUUAAUUAUUCUUGGGCUUGUCUUUGUCUGGUGUAGUGUUUUUUUGUAUGAAUAAAACCAGGAUGUGCUGGCACCUGUCUCAGGUUUUGUUUUAAAACAAGUUUUUCACCAUUCAGUUUUCUUCAGAUUUUAGCUUUAGAUUUACUUGGGCAACCUUGAGCUUUAAAAAAUUUGUGUACUUUCGUGAUAAUCUAAAACUUGCUCAGUUGAUCUAAAUUUUCAAUGGUGCCUUUGUUACCUCAUUUCUUGGUCCACUGAUUCUUUUUGAAUUGGGACUUAAUGUCAUAAAUUAUCAUAGUUACUUAUUAACAUAUUCUUGGGCUUAGUUGAUUACUUUCUUUGUGCAGGCUCACAUUCAGAUUGCAUUGUACUGUACUUCACCUACAAAGCUGAGAUGUAGAACACCUUAUUAUCCUUAAAAAUUUUGAGAGUUUGUAGACUCCUUAGUAUCUUACACUUGAUAGCAAAUUAAGUUUGUAGUGUUUCUCUGUCAAACAACUUUAACAAGAAAGUAGUUAAGUCUGUUUUUCUGAAAUUUAUUGGAGUAGGCUAGAAGACCAUUUAUGCUUAUAAUGUGACCACCAGGGUUGAUAUAGUGUCUGCAUGAAUUGUAUUGACUCACAGUUGUAUGCCUAGGAAAAUUUGGACCAAUUUGAUAAAUGUUUUCAACAUGGAAGUUAAGAAAUUUAUAUGAUCAAGUUGUGAAUGUCCUUCCAAAAUUUUAAUUCUAUACACUUUCAGUUGGAAUUUCUUUUGAUCAUGGACUAAAAAUGUAAAAAAUUUUCAAGCUACGUGUAUGUUGGGCAUAUUGGAGAAGUGUUUUUGAUAUCGUCAUUUUUGUGGUCUGUAUCAAAAGCUUGUCAAGUCUUGUUUCUUUAAGUGUAGCAUAGCAACCAUAACAAGCAGCCAUUGAUAUUAGAUAUAUUAGUGAAGAAAAUCACUGCUCAUUAAACACUGAUGGCAAAUGAUGUUGCUUGUCAUUUAUCUUAAGUGCAUCUAUAGAAUGCUUAAAUGUCUCUGAUUUUUAUCAAAGAUUAUUAAAAUGUAUGUUAUCGUGUAGAAGUAUGUUGUUCAACAUAUAGCUACAGAAAAGAUUCUGUAUUCAAAUAUAGAUGGACUCACAGGGUGUCCAGGUUUCCUUUUCAGGCAGUAAUCUGCAGAAUUUACAACUGUAAUACUGUACCACUUAAUACUAGCUUAAAUUGCUUGGAAUGCUUGAAAAUUCACCAGCUAAAAAGACUGAUCUGCUAAUUGAAAAUUUUUAUCUACCUGCCAUACUUAUAAAAGGGACAACACUGAGGGUGUUGCCAACAAUGUAUAUUGUGUUCCAUGAAUCAGUGUGCUCCGGCACUGUGGAAAUUAAUGUCUACAGUUAAGAAUUUUAUGAUGGAUAAAGUUAUUUGUGUUACUGAAACCAUAUCUCAAACAUAUUGGUCCAAAACCUAGUUUUAGUAUAUAUUGUCAGGUCAACUUUCUUAAAGGUUGCCCUUUGCCAGCCUUAACUUGAGAAAUGGUUGCAAGAAGUGAAAUUUUAGACACCAGGGCAGGGUUUUUCAAAGCUGGGUUAAGAUAACCCAGGGUUAGUGUGAAAUCUGAUUUCAGAUUUAAACAAGGAAAAUUCAGUAUAUAUUUAUUUCUGUCUAGAGUUUGAUUAUUGAAUGCUCUUAAAAGAAUAGAGAAAAUGAUCCCAAAAUGGCUUUCAAACAAAUGGAUCAAGAAACUUGAAUUAAAAUCUAACCUUGGGUUAUCAUUAAUCAGCCUUUGAAUAAUUGGGCGUAGUGGAAAAAGGAUUGAAAAAAGGCAUUUUUUGUGGUGUUGCUUGACUCGCUUCACCCCUGACUACAGUAUUUAACUCUGGAAUAAUCAAUGUGUCUAGCAUUUGGCUCUGGAAGUUUUCAUGCAGGGUUGUUACUAAUUGCCAGCUGUCACCAAAAUUCACCAGAUGAAAAAGCAAUAAUUUCCGGCUGGUUUUUCUGUCGGCAAACACUUGGUUAAGCAUAACUGGCAUGUGUGAGAUAAUACACAUUUACAAUUGUCCACCAUUUUGAAGCUGCUUCACUCGAAAUUUCUUAGCUACAACCCAUUAUAUGAAAUCAAGGCUUAAUACUUGGGCAACAAAGGUAAAAUAGAAAUUCUUUUUAGAAGGAAACAAAGGAGCAUGGGUAAUGUUUUAUGAAAAUGUUCCUCUUAUCACUGACCAGUAAGUUUUAGAAACAGGUCAAUGCAUUGCCACUUGGCUGCCUCCAAUGGCAAAAGUGGCCACUCAUACCACUAAUUCAGUUAUUAAUUAAAAUAUUAUCGUAGGUACCAUGGCAAGCAUCAAUUUAUUGUUCUUAUAUUGUUCAAUAAAUGCAAAGUAUCAUCAUUACUCUGAUAUCAACGUGACCCCAAAAAUAACAUUUAUAUUAAUUUCCUCUCAAUUAUGUGGAUCCUUUGGUACACCUACUGUACUAGGUAUGUGAGGUAAAUUCUGCUUUUUUUGCUCAAGAAAUGGAUAUUAGACCUUGAAACUAUUAUAUUGAACAAUGCUACAUUUGAAUAACGUAGAAUUAUUAUUACUGUUAUGAUAAUUCUUGCAAAAUUAUUAUUAUCAAUAUUAUUACUUUUUUUAUUUUUAUUAUAUCAGAUAAUGCCAUGUAGUUUUCAUGGAAAUAUAAAAAAAUACAUGUACCUUAAUAAAAUUUUGUUGUUUUGGAAAGACUUGUGUCUGCAUCACCAGAAUGUCUUUUUUUUUUUGUGGAGCUUAAGACACUCUGGUGCCAGAAAGUUUUGAUGAUGAAAGCUUUACUGAUCAAUUAUAUAGGUGGCUGCAUUGGCAGUUUUUACCAGUGAUGCUGGAGAAAUAUCCCAGCAGGUAGCAACAUGAAUUAAGUAAGCUGCUGCAAUUUUGAUUUGUAUUUUUCUUUAUUUUGUAUUCAUUGUUAUAACCUGAAAUAAAGAAAAGUAAUAAAAGUCAAAUUGGUUUAAAGGGUUUUUUUAUCCCAGGAGAAAUUUGUCAAAUGUGUCAAAUAGUUUUUUUUAUUCAUGGAGAAAGUUGAACCACCAGUUAAAAAAACGUAUUUAUUGAUACUGCAUGAGUGUUCAUUAACUGAGUAACACUCGUUUGAGUUUUGUAAGCAAAGUGGAGCUUCAAUGCCAUGCAUCAAACUAGUGUUGAGUACUGAUAAUGUGAUUGUUAAAAUUGGGUAAAGUACAGAGGAUAUAAAAAGCAAAUGACUGAACUUUCAUUUUGUUUAAGACCCCAGUGAAGGGUUGGUAAAUUUAUUUCAUUCUAUGUGUUUAGAACCUUUCUAUGUGUUGUUUCUCUGGGGUCAUAAGUUUAGAACAAAAAUGUGGCUGUCCUUUCCCACAGAAAGGUGCAAUAAUGCCUUUUCCAUUUUAUUUUUUCUUUAUGAGGUUCUUGUGGAAAAGUUCUAGCAAGUGCUUGCAUGAUGCUUAAAAUUCCAGUUACUAAAAUUCUUACAAUUUUCUCCUAGUGGCUGACUCAUAUUUAAGGAUUUUAGGGAUUUUCAAAGGAUCAGGCUACAAUCAUACAUGACAUUAUGUCAGAAUCAAUUUAUUUCUGUUCCAAGGUUAAACAUUUGACUUAACCAAUGUUGUUUUUGAAAUGCCCAUUUUGCUUUAUUCUGGAGCAAUUAAACUGCAAUGUGGAUACCAAUAUUUUAUUUUGUAAUGAUAUUUAAGCUUAAAUUAAAGGGUGUUUUUGAAGGGUUGAGCUGUUGUCUUUGACAAAAAUAUUAUAAAGAUGGCCCCAGCAUGUUCAGCAUCCAGUGGACAUAUAUUUUUUAACAACAUCAUGGGUUCAAAGUAAUUUGUAGUAAACUGGGUGAUUAAAAGUCUGCUCUACACAAAGGCAGAUAAAAAUUUGCAUAACAAUUCCUUUUUUUUUCUUUGACUCGCUAAUGAGGAGUUGCCAUCUUGUCUGUUAUGGGGCUUUCCUCUCUAGUAUUUUAGUCAAUAAGUAACAUAAAAACAGUUUUGUAAAUUCUGUUUAUGAAUUGCCAAAAAGGAAAUUCACAUUCUAAGGUAAUGUUGUUAUUAAAAAGAAAGAUUUUUGUUUUUCAUCAGACUAAAUUCACUAAUUACAAUUUUUUAUUCAUUAAACUUUUGAAAAUGUUGCAUUUGCAUGUGUAUUUCAACGUUAAGCUCAGUAAAUAUUAUGGAGUGAUCUAAGGAAAAAAUACUUGAAGUAAUGUCAAGGCUGGAUAGUUUUGAAAUCAAAUUUGUUAUCAGUUGUUUUGAGUAUAUAUUUAGUUUAGAGUUGCUUUGGAAACAUGUGAUACAAAACAGAGGGGUGUUUUUCUGGAAAGAAAAUAAUGAAAUUUUGUCUUUCUUGGUCUAACUUCUGGUUUAUGAUGAGAAUUAGGAGUCCUUGUUUGGUACCAGAUGAGAUUUAAUAGAUAAAGAUGUUUUCAUGACAAGAAUGCAAAAUCUGCCUCUUACAUAACAAAUCUACCAUGCUAUUUAUAUUUUGAUAUGUUAGCAGUUAUGCAGAGUGUAAAAAAAUGGUAUUGCGCUCUUUCAGUUCAUGGUACUUGGAAAUCUUCAUAUGCCAAAUGUACCUCAAUUUGUAACCAUUUAGAAAUGAACAUUAAGAGUUGUAUGUGUCAUAGUACAUGAUAACAACUUAAUUCAAAUUUGAGUGAUAAAGAAGACAACAGACCCAUUGGGGACACCAAUUUUGCAUCCUUACAGGCAGGUGACAUGAUUAUAGAGUUUUGUCACUAUGAAUCCAAAUCAUAACAAUAAGAUGACAAGUGAAGUGAAUGGAACAACCUUACUUUCCAACUGGUUGAAACUGACAAAUCAUAACUUUCUUGCACUUCUUAACAGCCUGUUAAAUGUCACUGCAUGACUGAUCAAUCUGUUUCACUAGACAGACUGGUAUUUUACGACUGACAAAAAAACUCAUUACUUGACUGUGAUGAUGACUUUCACUGAGGUUAUCAAUUGCCACUACAUGUACCAACUACAGUUCUAACUACAGGUCUUUUCAAGAUAGAUAACUGUGCAUGGCUCUGCUACAAACUAAAUGUGCUAGCCAGCCUGAAGUAUUGAAUUAGUAAUGAGGCUCAAAACCCUAACAGAACAAGACUAGUGUUAUGUGUUGUAAACUUCAUGGUAUAUCUUUGCGAAAACAAAAACAAUAGCAAAUUAUUAAAAAACAAACAAACAAAAAAAAGGAAGACAACUUCGACCCUCAGACGACCCUCAGCCUUUUUUCCUAAAAGUGUAUGAUGAGCAGUUCAUCAACUGCAGCUGAGCUUUAUUUCCUGGUACCAAUUGUUCAAAGAACGUACUGUGUGUAUUUGUUUUGCUGAUAGGCCAUCUGAUGGAUGAACUAGCAGUAUAUAUCCAGUAGAUUACAUUUUUUGCAUGGUUGUAGAAAUUGCAUGUUUCAUGGUGUACACGUGUACAGUUUCUUUUACUGAUGUUGUCCAGGGCCAUAGGAAAUACAAAGGAACAGAAAAAUUAUAACAUGUUAAUAAUUUCUUUGUGCACUGAGAUGAUUUUACGGAAAAGAUAACUGCUGCAUGGCACACUUUUUGUUCAAAUUGCACCCACAAGUUUGGAUUUCCAACCUUUUUUAACAUUAGAGAACAUUCAUUAAUGUUUAGGUGGUUUUUCUCCCAGAUGUUUUUUAUGUUGUUUUUUAAACUCUUUUCCUUCUUUAAAACAACUUUUUAGGUGUGAUUUGAAUUUUUUUUUUUAAUGAUGAAAAUGAAUACAUGAGAAAGGAAAUCAAGGAAUAAAACUGGUUUGAAAAUAUCCCAACUGGCUAUGAUUUGGAUUAAACUAUACAAGGGCCACUUGUAAUUCUUACGUUUGAAAUAGGUACAGCAGGGGAUUUGUAGAGCAUUAAGAUCGCCCACAUUGUUUAAUAUGUUUUUUCUCUGUGUGUUUCAGUGUGUGGGGUUCAUGGAAUGUCCUCUGUCUUAUCAAGAAAUACUGGAUGCAUAUACUGUGAACAGAUGGGACACUGGCCAGCAUUUCUGCAUUAGAGUUACAAUUCCAGAUGGCUCUGUAUUACUUAAGGUAAAUUUAAAAAAUGAAUUUUGUUAAAGUUUGGAUUUAAAUAUAGGCAAUGCAUGUUUACUUCAGAAUGCCAAGCUUCAAUCCCAACCCUCACUGUCAAGGUGGGAACUGGUGAAUUUUAACUAAAAAGUAUUCUUAAGGCACCAAAAUAAAAAGAGUACACACACAAAAACAUAAAGAAAGUGGCAAAGAUUCAUGAAAAUAUUACUGCAGGCAAGGCUUGGGGUAAGUUUUCAGUAUUUGACAUCAACUUGCAUAGAAUUAAUAUCUAGGCUUUCCUUAGUUGUGCAGCUCUGCUUGUGAUUUGCAACAGUUAAAACCCAAUUAACCCUCAGAUUUGCCUUAAAGAGAUGACUUGUUUAAAUUUCCCUAUUUUCUUUAGGCACCCAAUGCAUAUCUGAGAGAUCAGUGGCUUCAUUCAUUGAAAUGGAAGGUAAGGAAAUUAUUCUAACAGUAGUUGUAUAAACUUAAUUAGAUUGCCAACAUAUUGAUAAAAUGCUUCAACUUUAAUGCAAAUCACACAUCCAGUUUCUGAGUGGGCAACUCUUUUACUCUCCACCAGUAUCAGUCUACCAGGUUGUACCCAUUGACAAAAAAUAUGGGUUAAAUCAGCCAUAAAUUAAGUUAACUGCUUUAAAAAUCAAUACAAUUGAAAUAUAAUUUAUUUAAAUAACUAAAUUAACUAUUUUGAAUUUAAUGUAAUUUCACUUGUCCAUCAACUUGGAUUUAGUAAGGUCAUCCCUGCUUUCUUUCUGCUUUGUUUGUGGAGCAAGACUAAUCAGUUGGUAAACUACAUGUACAUGAUGUAUUGGCUGGUUGCAGUUUUAAAGUUCCUACAGAGUUCCCUUUUUCCUGUUACCUAAGCAUCUGUCUUGGAAGAGGGAAGAGUACUUAGUUUAACCUCAAGCAAGCAAGUUUUUAUGGGGACUCAGAUAUGCAAAAAUGCAGACACUGUGGUUAUUUGUUGCCCCAAAUUCGCCUGAGCACUAAACCAUGUUGGAGUAACAGUUUAUACUAAGCAUCAUUGCUCUAAAUAUCAUUUUCCAAAUGAAAAAAAAAAAGAUCAUGGAUUUCAGGCACAAACCCAAUACUGAGAACACUGUUCUUUGCAGGUUAACUUGUUAAGAUAUAAAAGACUUAUAUCAAAAUCCAGUGAUCCUGAAGCUUUAACAAAGGAGCUCAGGGUAUGUAUUAUUACCAUUUUGGGCCCUAAACAAUAUUUUAUUGUUCACUGCAUCCACUUGGGCGACAAGAUAUUAAUAUCAGUCACUGACCAAGUUCUAAUAAUCAUGGUAAUUAUUCAUUUUAUUCUACUGAAGUAGAUUUACACCAAGUAAUUUUCAUCUAUGCCCAAGAGUGUAAACAAAACUUCUUAAAAAACCCUGAUUGGCAGGAGGCAGAUCAGUUGAUUGUAUAAAAAGUGUAGUGAAGGAAUUGACCUUGGGACAACCAAGAACAAAUCCAUAAGGAAGUAGGGUCAAUUCCUUACAGAUUACAAUACCAGUGCCCUAUCCACCUAGCUACACUGCCUCCACAACAGUGUGAUAAAUGACAACAGUAUUUUAGGGUCUCUUUCACAUGGCAAUUUCUGUAUCAACUGAUAAAGUGUAUGUGUCAGCUCUCAAAUUACUUUUGAGGGGCUGGGAGGGAGAAUGUUCAAAUUAUUUUCAGAGGGUACAAAUUAAUUGAUCUGCUUGUAUUAACUAAAGCUGUUUUUGUUUUGUUUUGGUUUGGUCUUUUCCAUUUGUGGAGAGCUUAAUCAACUGGCUAUUUAGUCAGUCUGACAAUAAAUCACUGCACUUAUGUUUUCAAAUAAUUGUUUUUCAGAUCCUCUUGCAUAAUUAUGAAAAGGUUUGACUUCUAUUUUAUUAUAGGAACUUGUACUUUUCUCACUAACCACUCCAAUACAAGAUGACGUUAUAUUUACUGUUCCUUUGGAGAUGGUUUCGGAUAUCCUCGCACAUGUAAGAUUCUACUCUGAUAUCUUAAUUUAUUUAACCUGAUGGGAUGUACAUUAGACAACCAUAGAGUGUGAGGGGUUUUGUUUGUCUUGUGUCACACAGAAAGAAUGAAGUGUGAGCAUCAGACAUACAAACAUCUCUCACUCAUCGUCUCUUGCAUGUGAAAAUCAUAAUUAUAACACUAACACAUUUUUCUUGCAGCAUUUCAUCUCAUUUUCUGAUGAGGAACAAGAAAACUUAAUAGUGGUCAGUAAACAGCAUUAGAAUGUUGAAUUUUGAUGAUUAAACAAUAUCUGGGUUAGGCAGAUAUUUAAUGAUGCAUAUCUCCCCUUAGGUGCAUUAUGUACUAUGUAGAUUCAAAAAAAAAUUUAUGUUGAAGAACAUUAGUGGACACUAAAACUUGUGGAACAUACAUUACUCAUGCUCCUAUUGUUAUGGUACACACCAACAGCCCUAUUUGGUAUGUUAAAUUUUACAUUUUGUACAGAAUGCUUUUUUUUUUUUGUUUUUUUUUGUUUUGAUGAAUUUGUCUUUCUGAUUUUCAAGGCACUUGCACCUGUUCUGGAAUAUGUUCAGCCUUCCCCUGAAGUUUGUGCUUUCUUUAGCAAGGUAAAGAUGCGACAAUUACAUGUAGACACUGUAUGCGUGUAUUUUUGUGUAACUUUCAUACAGGAUGAUAAAACCUCAUUGUAAUUGAUCAUUUUGUAAGAUCUCAAACAUAGAAUCCAUCAGUAUGAUAGUCAAAGAACGGGCCAUCAACCAGGUGUUGAAAAGUUUGAAAAAUGAUGUAAAAAGGUUCUCCAACCUUACAUGUUCAGUAGGCAUAAAAAAUGAUGUCACAAAGUUUUAACGAGAGUUCUUUUUUUGUUCUGAAUGUAUCUUUUUGGUGUGUUGCUUGUUGCAGCAUUGCAAGGGCCAACUUUAUAAUAAUGAAGUACUAGAUGUCUUCCUCCCAGCUGUUCACAGAAUUCUUAAACAUAACAUGGUGAGAAUUACAGUGUAUUGUAGUUAAGAACUUCAUUGGCUCUCAGUUGAACAUCUUAUUGGUUUUUAACUUGCUUCUAGUCACUUUUAAGGCUCUAUACAACUUUGCUUUUGCCUUUAUCUUAGGUGAUUAUUAGUUUUCUCAGUUAUAUGCUCUCCUUUUAUCAUAAAGCACUUUAGAACUUCUGUAUACAGCACUAUAUAAAUGACUGUAUUAUCAUUGUUAUUAUUUUUAUUAUUAUAAUUGUCAUUAUUUUCUAAGCUAAGAACUACUUGUGCUGAUGGUAAAUUUAGUCUGAAGUGUUUUUGGUGCCACAAAUUGUGAGACACAAGUAUUAUAUGAACAAUCUGUUGAUAUUCAUUAUCAGAAAUUGUGAUAAAAUUGUAUUCUAAAUGGUUUUCAGUUCCUUAAUGAUGAUUAUUUUCAUGUUAAUAAUGACCAGUCUGUGCUGUGCUUUACUUACUGAUCAUUAUGUAUCAUUUCUUUCAGGAUUUUGGAAAAUAUCCACAUCUCAGAAUGUUUGUACAAGAUUAUAUUUAUACAUUGUUUUGCAAAGAUUAUGCAGAUGUUGUCAGAGAGUUUGUAGAGAGGUAAGGCUAUGCUACUCCAUCUGUUUGUUUUAAGGAUGACUGCUUGUCUCUAACAAAUACUGUAAAUUUGGUUGUUCAGAUCUUUGCACAGAGAGUUUUCUCACACUUCAGGUUUUACUCAAAGCUUGCAAUGGCUUCUUUUGGCAUUUUUCUGUGCUCCUGUUGGCUGUUAUGAUUUCUUUGAUUUUGGUUUGUUUUUUUACUUAACCAUAGUUGCUCUGUAUUAUGAUAAUCCUAAUUUUUCUAAUGAAUUUUCACCAGUGUUCACAGUCCAAGUGCCACCUGUCCACAUCCUCGUGUCCUUCCAAAUCUAGUUGCAGUUGUCCUCUCUGCCGUUUAUUCCACAUUUGAUCAAAGUGACAAGUUGUAAGUUUAGUAAAGUGUAGGUUUUCUUAGUUUUGUAAAUGCAAGUCUGUAGUAUGGCUCAGAAAACUUAUUUUAUCAUCUUAAUGAUAACUUCUUUGCAAUUAUUUAUAAAUAAUUAUUAAUCCACAAUAAGUUAGGAUUCUUCCUUUUAGUUUUCAAGACUGGCCUGUCUAGGCUAGCACCAGCUACCUGUGGGCUAGACUGGCAGUAGCAAAAGGACCAAAAUGUAAAGAUUGGUUUUGCUGUUGUUGUCGUAGUGAAAUGAACUCUGUCUUCCAAGUUAACCUCAGUGUGACUAAUAAUGACUUGUCUGUGUUAUGUGUCAUUACUAGGCUUGUCAAGUAUGAAGAAAUCAACACAAACUUUCUGCUCUGUUUCAUGACAGUCAUGGAUACCAUGUAAGUAAAAAGUUCAUUUGUUUGAUCAUUUGGAAUUAUUUUCAGAGAUCACUUACUGGUAAUUAUUUCUCUUGAGAUAAUAAAGAUAUCAGUCCAGACUUUUCUGUAUUCCAGUUUUGUUUGUGGAUAUGUAAACCUUUUUCCUAGUGCCACAGAUCAGGCAGUCUCUGUCAAAACCUUUUUUUUUUUAACUAAUUAGUAAUAAUUAAAAAAAGGAACAGAAAACUUAGCUGGAAAAGAAUCUCUGUGCUUACACUUAAAUAAUAGAACUAACUAGAACCUAUUUAUAAUAUAACUCUCGAUAUAAGAUAAGGAAUUCUAAUUUCUGCCCAUCGUGUUUAAACAUACAAAGUACAUAUCUUAGUAAAUUAGUAUAGAGGCUCUGGUAUUUUAUUAAGGUAAAACCUUGUAGCAUGAUUUUGCUUCUUUGCAUUACUCCUACACCUUUUUACUGGAUGGUGCAGUGUAAUUAUGCAUAUGUAUCACUUAGGAGUUGGCAUGCAAAAUCUUUUCCACGUUGCUCUGAAGAACUAGAAACCUAAGUGUACGUGUUGCACAGACAUAAAUGACUCGUUGCUAUCUGGUUCUCAAUUUCAGUGCACAGUUUGAAGACUGGAGACCCAAUCUAUCAACACUACUACAGCCCAUACCUUUCCCAAAAGAGUAAGUAUUCAUAUUGCAAUAAGUUUAAUUCUAAAAAGUUGCUUUCACUGAACAUUUAUAAAUCUUGGUAUUGAUGCUUGCGUACUUCAAUUACACGAGCACAAAUCCAAAUUUGUGUGUUGGCCUUCACAGCGUACUUACCUGAACUGCUCUCUUACAGGGCUCUCAAGAACGAGACAUUUGUAUUGUAAGUAGUCACACCCUUUUAUGUAAGAUCAGGUCCUUUACACCGUGAGGUACACACUAUGUGAUGUGUACACGCCAUGUGAUGUGUGGCUGUGAAAACACUUAAGUAAAUAUUCAACCGUCUUUAAUGAAUCAAACCGAGUUUAAAAUAACGGGAUUAUUGUCUUUCCUGCUUGAAUUAAGGGAAAAAAAAAUACUUUUCCGGUCAAAAGUAGAAGUCGCCAGUAAUGUAAUAAUUGUAGUGGAUCGCCAAGGCUUGUGAUGCUCAGAAAUUGAGGUACUUACCGUCUGAGGGAUAUGAAAAAUUUUGCUUGUGUUCUCUAUUAGUAAGGAUAUCCUUCUUAGUGUGGUAGUGAAUAAAAAACUUUUACGUAGGCAGCAGAGACUCCCGUUAACAAAGUGAUCUUGGAAAUCUUUAGAAGGAUUUAAAAGUGGUCAAGUUCUUCAGUAUCUUAUUGGCCAUCUUGAUUAUUUCCACCCACAGUAAUCAAUGUUUGCUUCCUCUGACAGGUACAUUAGUGCAGUGAUAAAAGCGUUUGCAGAAGAUCAGCGGUGUGAGGUACUCUUUCCACUUUCGUGCCAACAGUAAAUGCCCUAAAACGUUUUCUCCCUCCCCAAAGCCCUCUCCUCUUGUACGCCCCUGACCCCGGCUAGAACUGCUUGUUUGUGAUAAAGCCUUUUCCUAUAGGGGUUUUAAUAACUUUCUCCAUAAGCGACUGCUGAUGGGGUUAACCUUAAGACAAGAGUCUGCUCAGAGACUAAGCAGACGGCGGUAAGGGGUUUUGAAAAUAUCGGUAGACUACUAGUAACCAGCUUUCAUCGCAAGUCACUGUGCCAGAGAAAAAAAUUUUACAAUCCGUAGAGGAAUACACAUUUCAACAUUUCCGUUAUGUUUCAUUUCAUUGAAUUGCGUUGUUUUUCUGUAGGUCCAUCAGUCCAUUCUUCCUGUCAGGAAAGGUAAAGAUGGCUGGAUCGACAUCAUCUGCCCAGGAGGAGUUUCUUGUUUUGAUGAAGGACAUUUUUUCUCCCACGUGGUGAGUUCCUUUGUAGUUUUUUUUCUAUCAAAACUUAACUUUUUGACCCCCAAGAAUGACUAGCAUCUAAUCUUUCUUACAAUGUCACUCCUGAGUCAAAAACUUACGGUCCCCGUGAGCAGUAGCUUGUCAUUCGCGUGUGUCGGUCGCGCGUGUCGGUCUGCAUCACUCUCACUCGGGCGUCUGCCACACUGGUUAAACUUUCAUCGAGUUACACCUUGCUUGUUCCUUUCAGAUGGGUCGCUUACUAAAUUGUUGUGGGAGGAGAAAAAAGAUUCUUUUGGAUCUCAAGGAGUCCAUGCUCGGCCCCUUUAUGCUGCUUGCGUUACGAGGCGACAGCAGUUUUAUUCAGGUAAGUGGAGCACUGUUAUUGAAGCAGAUUAUAAUCGUUGAUGUUAUUUGCACUGUGCAUAGAAAAUCACCCGUUAACAAUUGAACAAUCGUCUCUGGGCCCUGAAAUUCUGAGAGAAAUACAUGUACAUGUAUAUGUACAUACCAAUCUCAGUUAUUAUUAUUAUCAUUUUGGUUAAAUAAAUUAUCGUAUCUUGUCAAGGGUUAAUUCAGUUCUGUUUCUGUUUUUGACAGACUUUGGCAUUCAUGUUAGAAGUUGAGGUUCUGCAAGACGAAAAUGAAAAAUUACAGAUCAUUUCUACAUUAGAAAGCACCGAAGAAGGCAAACUGUGUUAUGAAGCUCUGUGUCAGAAGUAAGUUGUUAUUCAACUUAAGUUAACCCAGCGGUCAAUCGUUGGGCAUGCGCAAAUUGAUCAAUUUUGGUCAGCCGUGCGUGAAUUUUCCGCGUAAAAUUUUUAAGGAAAACGCACGAUGAAACUGCUGCAUGGAAAAUUUACGACAAUAAAUUGAAAUGUUCUUUAAAAGAAAAAUGUAAAAGGAAAUAAAAGAAUGGUGAAGGAGGACUAAAUUUUGCGAACACAAAGUUUAUUUAAUUACGGGGGUUUUUUUGGGUUACCAUUUUGUUUUGAGCUUUCUCAAUAUGUUUUACGCGAUUGAAACUUCGUAACCGUUUAGUUUUUGAGGUAGUUUAGCCUGAAAACAUUAUGUAGGGCUGCCUCGAUGCAACGUUCACACAUGCACGGACGUUGGCCGCUGGCCAUGGUGUUGUGCCAAUGAGUUCUUUGAUCCGUACUUAUCGUCUUGUUCUUUGUUUUUCAGAAAAGCCAAGUUCAGACAGAUGGUAGGAAAAAUAUUUGUUUUCUUUGAAAGUGCUUUAAAUGUGUUCUUUCCUGUUUAAUUGUCAGUUAAGCUCUAGGAACAUUUAAUGUCUCCUAAUUUUUUCUAUCUCUUCAGCAGGAAAAGGGGGGACCAACAGUACUUACCCUUCCUACAAAAUCGACGGUAGGUGUUUUUUGCACUGUUAAAUACAUUGACAACAUCAGCAGGAGCAACCAAAACUACAGCAAACGGAAGGCGUAAAACAAGCUCCUGUUUAUUAGUUAAGGUCUAAAGACGUCGGUCCAAUAUGUGAAGUCUUGGCAGACCAUCGAAUAAGCUCUCGUCUAUUUGUCAGUGGAAAAAAUGCGCUGACGUAACAAAUAACUUGUCUUCCACAGGAUGACGACUUGGCCCGUCUUCUCAAGUCUGGUUCUUUUGGUAACCUUCAGAGCCUAAACCUUGCCUUCACACAUGUAACCAGCGCUUGUGCUGAAUACUUGGUUCAACUGCCAGCCCUGCUACAUUUAAACCUUUGGUCCACACAGGUUUGUUGAUCAUUCCUUUUCUUUCUGUUGCUAGUAAGGUCUUGGAGAUGAAAGACUAUGUCUUGCGGUUCCCUUAAUUACCCCAAGGGAAGCUUAACCAUCCCCCGUUACAACUUUUGUGGGUAGCCUACCCUCCCCUGCCUUGAUUCAGACAUGGAAACAGAAGCGGUAAAAAGGCGUCUUCAAGGUCUGAAAGGUACGGUCGCCCUACUUAGACAGUCAUCAGAGGGCAGGCCCAGGCACUAGCGUUAGGAUACACGUGUGUCAGAACUUGCAUGGGACGUAGAGGAAGUCGAGUUUUAAUCUUUUGCCGGGAUACUCUCCCAACGAUGCUGUAGCAUUAAAGGUUAUAAAAUCCCUGAAGCCCAGUCUCACGCAAAUGAUAAUCUAAAAUACUAAACCGGGUUUUCUAGUUUGGUGAUAAAGGCUUGCACAUGGUGGCAGAGCAGCUGCACAACUUAGAGUCACUGAACCUGUGUGAGACGCCCGUGACGGAUGACGGACUGUCAUCCCUCGUGAUCAUGUCCAGUCUUCGAAAUCUGAACCUGAACAGCACCAGACUUUCGCCGACAACAUACGAAAAACUUAAGGUAAGUGGCGUAAUCGAGUCGAGUUAAAUUUGUUUCAGAGUUGGAAAUGUUUUCUAGCGAUUGCCUGCGAAGUAAAAUACUGAAAUAUGAACACAUGGGAAGUAUUUCCAGCGGUUGAAUAUAACUGGGGUAGAUUAUUUCUAACUUUUCAGAAUGAACAGUGGCUUCUCUCCUUCGGGGUAGCUUUGCUAUCCAUCUUUUUUUUUUACUUAUUCCUUAGCAUCGGUUGUGGUCCUACUUCAUUCCUUUAAAUUUUACUGUCCUUUAUGUUUGAGUUCAAUGAGUUUUUGCAAUGGUUCUGAAAUUAAGAAAAAUAAAAUAGACCCACAACAUAUUUUUGGGACGGUUUUCAAUUCAUUGUCAAUUUUAUGUGAUCAUUCCUUGUUCAGUGCCAGGAGGGAGCGUGGCUAAAUUGUCAGUGUGUUGGACUCGCAAACAGAAUUAUGGUGUUUCCCAGUUUGAUCCCGCCCCAGUCAGUGGUUAAAUGUGUCUCUCUGCACCCCCUACCUUUCUUGUACUUCUCGGAAUUUUGUUCAAUUGCCAUCAAAUGCAUACCCACUGAGUUGUAAUUGCGUUUUAAAUGUUUGUUGCAGAAAUUGCCAAGACUGGAAGAGAUCGAUGUUCGGUACACGGAUGUUUGACUUUUGGUGUACCUGUCUGCACACAAGCAGUAGAUGCAUCCGUGACCUUGUCAAGUUGAAUGAGUUUUACUCUCCUCACCCCAGUUUCCAAGGGCCUGUGAGGCUGUCUUAACAGCUCAACCGUGAUUAUCUGUGGAGGACUGCACACAAGUACUUUCUUAAUAGAUCACCGAUCAUGUAACAUAGUUACCGUAUUUAGCUUUGAAACUUUAGAGUAGCUCCGAACUUGAUAUUUUUUAAUCACAUUCAGGACUUGAGUAGAUUUACUCUUUAAUUAGUUGUUCGCAUAUCGGCUACAGAAAAUUGAUAAUUUCAGAAGCAAGAUGUACAAAGAUCAAUCUGUUUGUGAUGUUUGUGAUGUUAUGGUACUCUGUAGCUGUAAAUUGCCGUUUGUCAUAGGGGAAAGUGAUAUGUUGCCACCAAAACUUUUAAUUUCGUUUGCAAUGCUUGUUAAUCAUCUCCAUUCCAAACCAUCUAUGUUCCCUUUCAUUUGGUCUUUCCAUUUUGUAAUGUUUUGUUUUGUUUUUAUACUAAACUAAAACUUUGCGUCCUUGUUCAAGAGAUAAGUUACCAGCGACUGAAAAAGUCAAGACUUUGUAUCUUAAAUUGGAAAAAUACACUAUGAGUUGGUCUAAGCUUGCAAAAAAAAAACUACCUGAUUCAAAAUCUGCUCCUCUUGAAUCGUUGCUUUUUUGUAGUUGUUACUCUUAUUUUAACUUAUUUUCGGUUUUCGGUAGAACCUUGAUUUCUCCUUGUAAAGGGAGUUUGAAAUUCGCAUAAUUUGGAAAGACACAGCUGUAUUGAAACGAGUUGAUUAUCUUUCAUGACUUCUCCGAUUUGUGUGGGAGGAGUUGAGGGGGGGGGGGUUAGGCAACAAACUAGGCGCUAAUUUCGGUUUGUCUCUCGAGUCCUGGUCUUUAAUGUAAAUUCUGCGCCCGCGAUAAUGCCACCGUGGCGUUAAAUGUGGAAUUACUGUGGUAAGUUCCGUGGCUCAAAUUUAAAAGUAGUGUUAUAGCACGUAAAUUAUUAUUGCUUAAUUUAAAUUAUAUAGAGCUCGCUUAGUGGGACUAAAUUGGAAUAACGGAGACAUCUAAAGAAGUGUACAUUUAUUAAGUUAACUAGACGUUUAACGACUUAUUUCUUGAGGGGUAAUGUAUGGUUCUGUUGCAGAUAUGUUCUUUUUUUCUUAUGGGCUAGGUAAUUUAACUUAAAUUAAGCGCUCUGGUGGUUUUAAUUUAAUUUUUAAAUCACUCUUUGCUUCUAAAGGCUUUUAUUAAUGUAAAGGAGGCAAACUAACAGUAGCCUAUUGAGUAUUAUUGGGGUAGAUAUAAACCGAUGAAGAGCCUUCUGGAUUUUAGCCGCAGUAGUACAGAUGUAGAGGUUACGAAACGUAUUACACUCACAACCAAGACUCAAGAAUAAUCUUGGAUGCUGUCUGCCUACUUUAGAUGACACAUCUCGCGAGGUGUGAGCUUUCUUAAAUAUGAAAUAAGUUUUCUGGUUAUUUUGUGAUUAGAGAAAGUUACACAGUUAUUUGUUCUUCUAGGUAGUCUUCCUUCCAAAGAUAUCGUUUUGAAUACGCUAUAGAAUUUCUUUCUACACAGUAAGGUAAAAGAGCCAGGGGGUUGACGGGUUGCAGAAUAACCUUGUCAACAGCAAACAUCUAGAACAGCGGUGAUAUUCAUUUCUUUCUAUGAAAGCCUUGUGUAAAAUACAGAUAACAGUGUAAUUCUUUAGAGAUUAGUGGGUUAAUCUUCCACUUUCUGUGGUUUGUGUUUAUUUAUGAAGUGAGAGUACCAGCGAAAAAAGCCAUAUUCCUUGGUUUUCCUAGAUCAUCUUCACAAAUGAUGAGAACAAAUGUGACGUUCUUUUCCUCGUGAAAUUUCGCUUUUAAGGUGCACGGUUCGUUAUGGCAGUAGAGACUUCUGAGGUCUUGCUGCCAUUGUUUUGAGAAGUUUGGUUGUAAGAUAGGCGCAAGUCCACUUAAGUUUUGGUAAAAUUAAAGCAUAUUGUGAUAUAUUUAGGCGGUAGGGUAAUAAUUUCGUUUCCCGAAGCCUCGAAACUCUGGUUUAGCCAGCUUUUCUCGCUUUGGCAGGAAUUUCUCAUGGUCACCGUUUGACCGCUGUCUUAGUCGUACUGUAGUUAAAAUUGAUAAUUUAAAAAUCUUUUUGCAAUUAGCCAAUCAGAAGCUACCAACUUGUGUGGGUCCUUAGACAUAAGACAAUUAACAUUACGAAACACUCACGAUGCUCUUCUAAACUCCUCAAGAGACCGAGAAACCUCCAUAACUGAUAAAACGACAACCUUUUCAGUUUUCAGAAGCCACUACAAUAUUUAAUCAAUAGGAAUGAAUUGAGCCCAAUUAGCUAAGCUCAGUUUGUUAAAAAAAAAACUAUAUAUCGUUUUGUUCCAAGAGUUGUGCGAACUUAUAUAAUAAAUAUCAUAAAGAGUACUUUCGUUA